UGUUCAACAAGUGUCGCUAACGGUAACAUCUUGAAAACGUUCACAUAACGGUAACAAGGAUUUAAUAUAACGGUGAAUAAAUUAAAAAAAAAGAAUUUUACCGUAAACUAUUUAACGGUUUAAAACAAAAAAUUAAUAAUUAAUACGGAAUUUUUUUGAAGUGUAAAAAAUUUAAUUAACAUUUUGCUGAAUUAAAGUGAAUAGAAUUAAAAUCAAAACAAUUGUGUGAAGAAAUUAUUUUUUAUAAUUGAAAACAGCUCUUUACUAUAAAAACAAAAUAACAAAAUUGUAAAAAAAAAUGCAGUACAAUACGUUGGCGUUUUGGCUUUCCCUGUUUGUAACAGCGAUUUUGGUGUGUCCCAGUACAGCUUUUAUUGCAAACGCACCAUCAGUUUCAUCAUCAGCACGUAGUUCAGCGAAGGGCAGUGGUAAUGCUUUAAAGGAUGCCACAGACAUCUAUUCGCUGGCCAGUGCACAAUUGCUGAUGGAUCAGGUUCCCAGUGGUAAAGUUUCAUUUAAACCUCAUGAUUUGGAAGAUGUUAAUGUUAGGCCUGUUUAUGAUCCAGGUGAUGAACUACUACGUGCUUUGAAUGCCGAUAUUGCUGCUACUGGUCAAGAGUUAGGCACAUUACCCAUGGAACCGGACUAUGCUGAUACCGUAUACAAUGAAUUGGAAUUAGCCAGCAAGUAUGACAUGUUGCGUAAACUACAAAGAGACAUACAGGAAGAACAGGAUCUUGUUAGUAAAUCAGCUGUGUUAAUGAAAAUGCUAGAGGAUCCUACAAUCGAUACACUACCCAUUGUCUAUGUUGAAGAAGAUUUACCCGUUGAGGAAUCAAAUAACAACAAUAAUAAUCUUGAUUUCAAUGACAACUCAAAUGGUAUGGCUAAACGUUCGCGUUAUUACAGACGUUAUCCAUGGAAACGUCACAACAGAAAUCGCAGUACCUAUGAUCCAGAACUACGUUACGCUUGUACUCCCACCAAAGAAGAUGUUUUCAAACUGUUGGUAAAUUUACAUGAAAAUCGUAACGGUAAAAAUGGUAAAACUGUAAGUUUUUGCAAUCGCAAACGUCCCGCUAAAGCUAUCUUUACAAAUAUACGCUUCCUGGGUUAAAUAACUCAAAAAAUAUUUAAAGCCAAAUUCAGAAGAAGAGGCGUUUUGUUAAAUUGGAGAGUGAAAUACGUUUAAAAAUAAAGUAUACGCAAAAAUUCAAAAAAUUUUCCAAAAAAGAAACAGCCAAACUAAAGAAAAAAAUUAUAAAAAUUGUGUAAAUGAAAACAAAAUGGAGAAACAAUAGCACUUAUUUAAACUUUAAAAUGCCCUUCGAGCAGCUUAAAUUAGUAUUAACUUAACUGACUUAAUUACUAAAUCCCAAGAAAAUUAUAUAUAUAAAUUAUACACAUGUACACACAAACACACAUUUGUAUUAUUAACAAACAAUAUUUAAAACAUAUGCACUUUUUAUGAAAAAAAAACAAAAUUAAAAACCA
Messenger RNA from Lucilia cuprina (Australian sheep blowfly), 1494 nucleotides. RefSeq lists its product as uncharacterized. The record is from RefSeq and is a predicted model, not a curated record. The transcript has 5 exons. Lineage: Eukaryota; Metazoa; Arthropoda; Insecta; Diptera; Calliphoridae. The coding region runs from base 299 to 1117 and encodes 272 amino acids.